ACACACACACCUCACUUGGGUACAAAAUUUUAACACCGAAAAGGAAUAUAUAAAUUGAAAUGCCACGCUCCACAAGUAACUCGCAAGGCACUGGCCUAGUCUGUCUUUGCCGCUACCGACGAUUCCCACUGCGACAUUUCCACAAGCACCUACUAUGCGUAUAUCACAUACAUAUAGAUGAGACCAAGGGCCGCCAUUUCUGAAGUUCUUUUUAAUGUGAGGCCUCAAGCUCUCUCAUCUCUCUCACUCCGCAAGCUCCACAUCGGUUCGCUUUCCUAUGUCUUCCUAAAUUUUCUAAGUAAGCUUCGCUUCUCGACCACCCCGUCUAUUUUGGAGUCUUUAUCACCAUCAACUGCAACCCACAUAGAUCUACAAUCAGUUUGCUUCACUGGCAUUGCUCAGUCAAUCAUAUCUAGAUGUUCCCAUUUUCUAGAGAAUAACAAUGGUAAAACCUUUGCGAACGCUUCUUUGAAAGAACUUCUUCGAGAGAUUUCGGAUAUCGUUCCCGAAUAUACGCGUAAUUUUCGGCGAGUUUCGGAGCUCAAACCUGAAGAUGUGCUUCAAAUAUUACUGGGUUUUCAGUUUGAGGGUGGGAAAGUUGGAUUUGGAGCUAGGAAGGUUGAACCCUUGUGGGAGUUGUUCAAGUGGGCUAACGAACAAAGUAAGGAUUUUGAGCAUCUUCCUCAGUCAUGCGAGGUCAUGGCUCGGAUGCUUGUCCGGGCGGGGCUGCUUAAAGAAGUUGAAAUCUUGCUCUUUUCAAUUGAGAGGCGAGGAAUUUCGAUGGAUUGUCAUGAGGUUUUCAGUUAUAUGAUUGAGGAGUAUGCUGGUAGAGGUGAAUUAGAGAGUGCUGUUUCUAUUUAUGAUCGAAUGAAGCGACUUGGUUUUGCUCCUUCAUUGUCGUGUUACUGUAUUCUUCUAGAUCAUUUGGUUCGAAUAAAGAAAACCCACCUGGCUUUGCGAGUUUGUUUGGAUAUGGUUGAGAUGGGCAUUGAUUGGAAUGAGAUGAUGAAGGCAACUCUUCAUAAUGUCACUAGACUACUUUGUGUAGAUGGAAAGAUUCAAGAGGCAAGAAAUCUUGUCAAGACGGUUAUGGCUUGUGGAUACAAGCUUAGUAACUCUGCUAUUAAUGACAUUGUUUUCGGGUAUUGUGAGAAGAGGGACUUCGAUGAUGUGCUAAGUUUCUUUUUUGAAUUACAAUGUCCACCGGAUAUUUUGGCUGGGAAUAGAGCUAUACAUUCUCUGUGUAGCUAUUAUGGCACAGAAAUGGCAGAACAAUUCAUGCAUGAGUUGAAAUUUUUUGGUUUCAUUCCUGAUGAGAUAACCCUCGGCAUCUUGAUUGGUUGGAGUUGCCACGAAGGGAAUUUAAAGAAUUCCUUUGUUUAUGUUGCAGAGAUAUUUGCUAAAGGUUUACAACCCCAUAUAUGUUCUUACAAUGCUCUCAUUGGAGGGUUGUUUUUGAAAGGUAUGUGGAAACAUGCUCGGGACGUUUUUGAUGAAAUGGUGGAGAGGGGAACAACUCCAGAUCUAUCAACUUUUAGAAUUCUUUUAGCAGGCUAUUGUAAAGCUAGGCAAUUCGAUGAAGUGAAGAGGAUAAUUUGUGGGAUGGAGAACUGUGGUAUAGUGCAUAAUCUAUCAUUGGAGGGUCAACUGUCUAAAGCUUUUUCAGUUUUGGGCUUUGAUCCAUUAGCCGUGAGUCUAAAAAGGGAUAAUGGUGUGGGACUCUCUAAAACAGAAUUCUUUGACAAUCUUGGCAAUGGACUUUACUUAGAUACCGACCUUGAUGAGUAUGAUGGGAGAGUUACAGGGAUUCUAGAAGAUAGCCUAGUGCUUGAUUAUAACUCACUUAUAGAAAAAGAUUGUAACCAUGGAAACCUGAAAGGUGCACUAGCUUUAGCAGAUGACAUGGUUCAAUGGGGACAAGAAUUGUCUUUGUCCGUGUUCUCUACUUUAUUGAAAAGGCUGUGUGCUUCACGAUACCAUAUUAAGGUUUUUACAAAUAUUCUUGAGAAAAAUAUGAAGUUGGUUAAUUUGCUUGACCAAGAAACUCUAAAUUUACUUGUCCAGCUGUACUACUGCAAGAGAGGAUGGAGAUUCAAUGGGAAGAUAGUUUGGGACAGCAUGCUGCACAGGCAUCUAAAACUCAAUAACGAGACAUACACUGCUGUAAUAACAGGUGUUUGUAAAAUGGGAAAUUUUAGGGAUCUUCAUGGUUGGUGGGUUAUUGCCCGAGAAGAGAGGUGGGUGCCAGGGCUUGAGGAAUGUAAAUCUCUUUUGGAAUGCCUUUGCAAUAAGGGAAUGCUAAAUGAAGUGCUGGAGCUUUUCGAAAACAUGAUGGUGUCUUUUCCUCACACAAGGUUAGAUGUUUGUCAUCUGUUUAUUGAAAUGCUCAGUUUUGCAAGUUUUACUAGAGUGGUACAUUCAUUGCUAGAAGAACUAAAUGAGCGGGGUUGUGUAAUGGAUCAUGUAGCUUACAGUCAUCUUAUAAGAGGAAUGUGUGAGGAGGCAAGAUUUUCUGAAGCUUUAAAAAUAUUGGAGUGUAUGCUGGCUAAAAAUUUAGCCCCAUGUUUGGAUGUUGCUGUUAUAUUAAUUCCUAAGCUGUGCAAGGCUAGUAGACACAAGAAAGCUAUUGCCUUAAAAGAGGUUUUGUUGAGCAAGGAAUCAUCAUCUUUGCUGCUUGUGAAUAAUGCAUUGUUACAAGGGUUUUGCAUGACAUGUAAGGUUGGAGAAGCAGCCAGUCUAUUCCAAGAAAUGUCAUUGAAGGGGAUAGCUUCAGAUGCCGAAACUUAUAAUAUUCUGGUUCAAGGCCAUUGCAAGGUCAAGAACAUCAGGAAAGUUGAGGAGCUUCUUGGUGUCACUAUUAGAAAAAAAUUUGACCUUUCAAUCUCAGCGUACCGAAAUUUGGUGCGCUUAAUGUGUAUGGAGGGCGAGGUCUCUUGUGCACUAAAGCUGAAGGAACUUGUGCUUGGACAAAGCAAGUCGCAUGACCUUGUUAUUAACAACAUUUUGAUUUUUUCUCUCUUCUCUACCGGGAACAGUUUGUUUGUAAACGAAGUUGUGGAUGAUUUGCAAAAGAAGAAAUUGCAACUAGAUGAAGUCUCCUACAAUUUUCUUGUGUAUGGGUUUUAUGAGUGUAAAGACGUGUCAAGUGCUUUUCAGUAUCUAUCUACUAUGUUGUCUAAGGAACUCAGACCGAACAACCGCAGCCUGAGAGCAGCUGUAUUGGCCCAAUGUAAUGGUGGGGAGCUUGAGAAAGCCUUAGAGUUGAGUCGGGAGAUGGAACUAAGGGGCUGGGUUCAUGAUUCCAUCAUUCAAAACGCAAUUGUGGAGGGCCUUCUUUCUUAUGGUAUGGUUCAAGAAGCAGAAAAUUUUCUGGACAGACUUGUAGAGAAACAUCUAAUUCCUGAUAGCAUCAAUUACGACAACCUUAUUAAGUGUUUUUGCUCACAUGGAAGACUAAGCAAGGCAGUUAACCUUCUGAACAUAAUGUUAAAGAAAGGCAAUCUUCCAAGUUCUACCAGUUAUGAUUCUGUAAUUAGCUCUUGCUGCUCAAGUAACUGCCUCAAUGAAGCUCUAGAUUUUCAUGCUGAAAUGCAGGAAAAGGGUCUUAAGCCGAGCGUCAGUACAAUGAACAUAAUUGUCCAUCACCUUUGCCAAGAUGGACGAACAAUGGAAGCAGAAAGGAUUUUGAUUUCUAUGGCUCAUGUUGAUGAAACUCCAAGCAGGGAGAUGUUCUCCUCUGUAAUCAAUAGGUAUCACUUCGAAAACAAUCACAGGAAGGCAUCUGAGCUUGUCCGGGUGAUGCAGCGCAGCGGUUAUGAACCAGACUUCAAGACACAUUGGUCUCUCAUCACCAAUCUAAGAAAUUCAUUUGACAAAAACACAAACAAAAGCAGCAGCAGCAGCCAAGGCUUCCUGUCAAGGCUUCUUUCUGAAAGCGGAUUCUCUAGGAAAAACUGAUUCAGAGAUCAAGUUGGGAUAACACAAGCACAACGAAGGUUUGAUUAAUAAAUGUUAAUUAUUUUUCAUGUGAUUUUUAUUUUGGUCUCAUAUAAUUACUUUUUGCAACUUCGGCUAAGAUGGUCAUUCUUUUGUGCUAUAUAUAGACUAGACUGCUAUAAAAGGUGUUUAAUUGAAUGUAUACGACUCAGUUGUAUCUCUGAAAAACUUGUACAUUUCAUGUGUAUACCCGAGAACUAAUGUAACAUUGUUUCACAAA
Humulus lupulus (European hop) is the source of this 4216-nucleotide messenger RNA. Its product is annotated as pentatricopeptide repeat-containing protein At5g15280, mitochondrial. Gene Ontology annotation, molecular function: protein binding. The record is from RefSeq and is a predicted model, not a curated record. The transcript has a single exon. Lineage: Eukaryota; Viridiplantae; Streptophyta; Magnoliopsida; Rosales; Cannabaceae. The coding region runs from base 178 to 3957 and encodes 1259 amino acids.